This is a messenger RNA of Anopheles moucheti, 1377 nucleotides long. RefSeq names its product tubulin alpha-3 chain-like. The record is from RefSeq and is a predicted model, not a curated record. Gene Ontology annotation, biological process: mitotic cell cycle; microtubule cytoskeleton organization. The transcript has 6 exons. Gene Ontology annotation, molecular function: GTP binding; structural constituent of cytoskeleton. Gene Ontology annotation, cellular component: cytoplasm; microtubule. NCBI's taxonomy places the organism in Eukaryota, Metazoa, Arthropoda, Insecta, Diptera, Culicidae. Bases 1 to 1377 code for a protein of 458 amino acids.
AUGGUACAUAAUACACCACGGCGUAAUCGGGAAACACUGUCCAUCCACAUCGGACAGGCCGGAAUUCAAAUGGGUGAAGCUAUCUGGGCGCAGUACGGUUUGGAGCAUGGCAUUGGCAGGGACGGACAACGGAUAGGAAUCGAAAAGGACGGUAAGGACGCUUCGUUCACCGAAUGUCCCACAUUCUACUCGGAUAACGGUGAAGGACGCUAUGUACCGAGGGCUAUAUUUAUCGACACCGAACCAAUGGUGAUAGAUCAACUACAAACAGCCGACAUAGGUGAACUGUUUAAUCCGGAGUAUCUGAUACGCGGUAAGGAAGAUGCCGCCAACAACUAUGCCCGUGGGUACUACACACUAUCGCACACUACGCUGACCGGAGCGAUGGAAGCCGUGCGACAGAUUGCGGAAGAUGCGGACAACUUGCAGGGCAUGAUUUUAUAUCACUCGUGCGGUGGCGGUACCGGGUCGGGAGUUGCGGCCCAUCUGCUCCAGGAGUUUGCGGAGGAGUUCCCGCGAAAGUGUCGCCUAUCGUUCUCGGUGUAUCCUUCGCCGUAUCUCUGCACAAGCGUAGUCGAACCGUACAAUACUGUGUUUGUGACACACCGGACGAUGAGCUGUAUGGAGUGUGCGUUUUUGAUGGACAAUCAAGCGAUUUACAACAUUUGCAGCGCAAGGUUGUCGAUUGUAAGACCUAGUUAUGCGAACUUGAACCAGCUCAUCAGCCAGGUUGUGUCGGGAGUGACGGCUUCAUUGCGUUUUGGAGGAGAUCUUAAUGUAGACAUGAGCGAAUUUCAAACCAAUCUGGUCCCAUAUCCCAGGCUACAUUUCCCGGUGAUAUCAUUUGCUCCUAUUAUUUCCUGCGAAAAUGUGAAUCACGAAAAACUUGACAUUGGAGCGCUAACGAAACAAUUGUUUCAACUGGACUCGCAGAUGGUGCGAUGUGGACUGGCGGGAUGUGACAAAUACAUGGCAUGCUGUUUGCUCUAUCGCGGCCACAUACUUCCGAAAGACAUAAAUGAAGCCAUUGCAAGCAUCAAGGCCACACGCAGUGUACAGUUCGUCGAUUGGUGUCCCACAGGGUUCAAGAUCGGUAUCAAUUCCAUGGCCCCGAAAAUGGCACCCAGCGGUGACCUAGCGCCCGUACGACGGUCCGUAACGAUGCUCGCCUCCCGGAAGGCCAUUUCGGACGCGUGGAGCAACAUUGACGAGAAGUUCGACAUGAUGUACCGGAAGCGUGCGUUCGUCCACUGGUACCUCGGCGAGGGUAUGGAGCUGUACGAGUUUAACGAAGCCCGAGAAAAUCUCGCCAGUCUCGAGAUGGACUAUCGCGAGGCAGGCCAAACAGGUUCGUUUGUGUUGGGCUGGAACGCUUGA